Molecule: messenger RNA, 2331 nt
Organism: Lathyrus sativus (Indian pea)
Lineage: Eukaryota; Viridiplantae; Streptophyta; Magnoliopsida; Fabales; Fabaceae
Source: the annotation of a GenBank genome assembly
AUGUCUAAUAAUGAUCUUCCUAAAGGCGAAUCCGAAUCCCUCAUUCGCCAACCCUUGUUAUCUUCUCAACGAUCUAUUGUUAAUUCUACUUCUCAAGUUGCCAUCGUUGGUGCCAAUGUCUGCCCUAUCGAAAGCCUUGAUUACGAGAUUUUUGAGAACGAAUUCUUCAAACAGGAUUGGAGAAGUAGAGGGGUUGUUCAGAUUUUCCAGUACAUAUGUAUGAAGUGGCUGUUAUGUCUCAUGAUUGGUGUGAUUGUUGGUUUUAUUGGGUUUUGUAACAAUCUUGCGGUUGAAAAUCUUGCUGGGAUCAAGUUUGUUAUCACGUCUAAUAUGAUGUUGCAAAGGAGGUUUCUGUUGGCCUUUGUUAUAUUUUUUGCUUCAAAUUUGAUUCUCACUCUUUUUGCAUGUAUAAUUACGGCUUUUAUAGCGCCUACUGCCGCCGGUUCAGGUAUAUCAGAGGUGAAGGCUUACUUAAAUGGUGUUGAUGCACCUGGAAUCUUUACUGUACCAACUCUGUUUGUUAAGAUUAUUGGAAGCAUUACGGCAGUUUCAUCAUCUCUUCUUGUUGGGAAGGCAGGACCUAUGGUGCAUACAGGUGCAUGUGUAGCAUCAUUGUUGGGUCAGGGAGGUUCCAAAAGGUAUGGAAUAACAUGGAGAUGGCUACGGUUUUUUAAGAACGACCGUGAUCGACGAGAUCUCAUAGUAUGUGGAUCAGCAGCUGGGAUUGCUGCUGCUUUCCGUGCUCCUGUUGGCGGCGUCUUGUUUGCUCUUGAAGAGAUGGCAUCUUGGUGGAGAACUUCCCUUCUAUGGAGAGCUUUCUUUACAACAGCAACGGUUGCAAUUUUCCUUCGAGCUAUGAUUGAUGUAUGUCUAAGCGGAAAAUGCGGGCUAUUCGGUAAAGGGGGACUGAUAAUGUUUGACGCUUAUUCAUCUAGUAUUUCAUACCAUUUGGUAGAUGUUCCUCCUGUGUUUAUUCUUGCUGUUAUAGGAGGGUUACUCGGAAGCCUAUUUAAUUUUAUGACCAAUAAAGUUCUUCGCAUGUACAAUGUUAUUAACGAGAAAGGCAUCAUUUGCAAACUCCUGCUUGCUUGUUUAAUCUCCAUCUUUACAUCUUGUAUUCUUUUUGGAUUGCCAUUCUUUGCGUCUUGCCGACCUUGUCCUCCUGAUGCAGUUGAGCCUUGUCCAACAAUAGGUCGAUCUGGUAUCUACAAGAAAUUUCAAUGCCCUCCUAAUCACUAUAACGGUCUUGCCAGCCUCAUUUUUAACACAAAUGACGAUGCUAUCAAAAACCUAUUUAGCAUGAAUACUGACAACGAGUUUGAGUUUUCGUCAAUGUUGAUUUUUUUCAUCAUAUGUCUCUCUUUAAGUAUCUUUAGCUGUGGAAUUGUUGCCCCGGUUGGUAUGUUUGUGCCAAUUAUCGUGACUGGUGCGUCUUAUGGACGUAUGGUUGGACUAUUGAUUGGAGAACGGUCCAAUCUUUGCCAUGGCCUUUUCGCUGUACUGGGUGCCGCCUCUCUUCUUGGUGGAUCUAUGAGGACGACGGUUUCUCUCUGCGUAAUCAUGCUAGAACUGACCAAUAACUUGUUAUUGCUACCCUUAAUAAUGAUGGUGCUUUUGGUGUCUAAGAGUGUAGCAAAUGUUUUCAAUGCAAAUAUUUAUGACCUUAUAAUGAAAGCCAAAGGUUUGCCUUAUUUAGAAACUCACGCCGAACCGUAUAUGAGGCAGUUAACAGUAGGCGAUGUAGUCACAGGCCCGCUUCAGGUAUUUAACGGCAUCGAGAAGGUUCGCAACAUAAUGUUCAUCCUCAGAACAACAACACACAACGGAUUUCCUGUUAUCGACGUGCCUCCAGGUUUGGAAACUCCGGUUUUAUUUGGCAUAAUCCUUCGCAACCAUCUUAUCACAUUGUUAAAGAAGAAAGCUUUCUUGCCUACACCUGGGGCGAAUAAUUAUGAUGUAUUGAGACAGUUUUCAUCAAAUGAUUUUGCAAAGAAGGGUUCGACUGAACGUGUGAAGAUCGAGGAUAUACGCUUAACAGAGGAAGAGAUGGGCAUGUACAUUGAUCUACAUCCAUUUACCAAUGCUUCGCCUUACACUGUUGUGGAAACAAUGUCAUUGGCAAAGGCACUUAUACUUUUUCGAGAAGUCGGUUUAAGACACUUGCUUGUGAUACCCAAGAUCCCCGGUAUAUCGCCCGUGGUAGGUAUACUGACGCGGCACGAUUUCACGCCAGAACAUAUAUUGGGAAUGCAUCCUUUUCUGGUAAGAAGCAGAUGGAAAAGAUUAAGAUUUUGGCAAACUUUUCUAGAAAAAAUUCUUUCUGGCCUGUAA